UCUCUUAUAGGUUAUAUUUGUGUUGUUUUGCAAUAACUGAUAACAGGUAUCACCCACAAUUUGAUAUUUAAAGGAAUAAGGACAUAUAUACUGCCAGAAAAAUGGUCUUCAGGGCGCUCGUCUCAAGAUCAGGUUCCCUCCGCUUCAAAAUGUUUAAUAAUUUGCAUACCGGUCAAAUCAUCAUAUUCAAUGAUUUAAGCUCACAAAGCUCUUCCAAAGGUUCAGCAUCCAGUAAAUCUACAAAAUCGGGAGCAAAAUCAGGAGCAAAAUCAACUACCCCAGCAUCUCCUAGUGGUGACGUCCCUGGACUCAGCUCUCAAUGUCUCUCUGUACCAGCAACUGAGGUCGGUCCUGGUGCUUCCAAGCAAGGGGAUUAUAAAAACCCUGAGUAUUUUUGCUACAAUGACGCCUCCUUUUUUGAAGCUGAAGUUGAGAUGAGCAAAUUUCGUUGUCCCCAGCCAUCCGCCAAAAGCAUCUCUCCACAAUAGUCUCGAAGCUCACCUAGGAUUUUUAAUUGAACAGAAAUCAUUGAAAAUGGGGUUUUUUCGUAUAUUCUAUCGAAAGGGACCUCUGAAUAGGCUAGAUUCACUUUCUCUGCCGUGUAAUUUAUUUCAGGAUUUUAACUUAUUUUCACGGAAGCCUUGCUCCGGGCCGAAUUCAAUUUUUUGCGUUUAACCCUCUGUCCACGAUUGUCUUAACCUGAUUUGUUUCCGGCAGUGAUUUGGCUACUGAAAUGCCAUUCCUAGUCCUCAAAGAUUAUAGAAAAAUGGUCGUGUGCUGCAUUUAACCAUUUUCUAUUGGGCUAUAUCGAGACAUUCAGGCUUUGCGAGCCUCAUCAAAGUUUACACUAAUCGGGAUGUGUUAUCAGAUUUUUCCGAUCACACUACUUUCGCACGAAAGAAGCGUACGCAAAAGUACGGUGGUUACAAAAUGAGCUGGGGAACAAUAAAGUUCAGUCAACUCCUGUUCAAAUAAUUUUCAGUUAAAAUUAACUUUUAGUCGCUCGUGCUCGUAUAACAAAACUGACACAAAAAGUUCGAGAAAUUGUUAAUAUUUGUUAACGGUUACCUUCCGCCCUCAAAAUUACAUUUUAAACUUAGCAGAACAUUUUUGAAUUGUAAAAAACAUGAAUUUGUUUCUAGCCAAUCGUGUUGAUUGUAAAUAAAGUCGUUAAUUAAAUUU
This is a messenger RNA of Bemisia tabaci, 1182 nucleotides long. Its product is annotated as NADH:ubiquinone oxidoreductase subunit V3. Gene Ontology annotation, cellular component: mitochondrion; respiratory chain complex I. NCBI's taxonomy places the organism in Eukaryota, Metazoa, Arthropoda, Insecta, Hemiptera, Aleyrodidae. The record is from RefSeq and is a predicted model, not a curated record.